This is a messenger RNA of Physcomitrium patens, 2249 nucleotides long. RefSeq names its product dihydrolipoyl dehydrogenase 2, chloroplastic. Gene Ontology annotation, biological process: pyruvate metabolic process; 2-oxoglutarate metabolic process. Gene Ontology annotation, molecular function: flavin adenine dinucleotide binding; dihydrolipoyl dehydrogenase (NADH) activity. NCBI's taxonomy places the organism in Eukaryota, Viridiplantae, Streptophyta, Bryopsida, Funariales, Funariaceae. The record is from RefSeq and is a predicted model, not a curated record. Gene Ontology annotation, cellular component: mitochondrion; oxoglutarate dehydrogenase complex.
GAGGCUGGCAAAUUUAUUCGCAGCCUUCGAUCGAUCUCCGCUGAAGGAGAAACCGAGGCAACGACUGACUUGCUCUCUCUGAGCUUCUCCGCCCCGCGCCAAUUCAAGCAUUCUCAGUGGCGUUCGAUGCGGUAGCCUCCUCACAAGCGCACGAAGAACAGAUUGUUGUCUCACUUAGCUCGCGUCGAUUUUGUUGAAGGAAAAGGGUGAAUCGUUUGUGGGAGUGUGCAUGUGCGCGCUUGGAUUGAUCCAGAGAGCUGCGCGACAUGGAGGCAACGCUGUCCUGCGAGAAUUUGACUCACACUGUGGGGUGCGUCGGCAAGGCUAGACUGGGAAGCGUUCGAGGAGGUUGUAAGAAGGCGGCGUUUGGUGCUUACAAUGUUUCAUGGAAAGCAAGAAUCUCUGUGACGAGGGAUCUUGGUGUUGGGUCCGUUUCGAGCAGAGGAGUUGUUGGGAAGGUCGCGAAUGGGGAGCUGAGGGUGCGAGCCGCGAGUGGCAAUGGCGUUGCGCCGAAAGAGUUUGAUUAUGAUGUGGUGAUCAUUGGUGCUGGAGUUGGAGGGCAUGGCGCCGCUCUCCAUGCUGUCGAGAAGGGGUUGAAGACGGCGAUCAUCGAGGGGGACGUUGUUGGCGGUACUUGUGUCAACCGAGGGUGUGUGCCUUCGAAAGCUCUCUUGGCUGUGAGUGGGCGUAUGCGGGAGCUUCAAGAUGAGCACCACCUCAAAGCCCUUGGAAUCCAGGUGGGGGCAGCUAAUUACGAUCGGCAGUCAGUUGCUGACCACGCAAACAACCUGGCCACCAAAAUUCGAGGAAAUCUUACCAACUCCAUGAAGGCACUUGGUGUUGACAUUCUGACUGGUUUUGGUUCUGUCGCGGCUCCUCAAAUUGUGAAGUACGGAAGAAUUGGAUUUUCUGACAAAACUAUUACAGCGCGCAACAUUAUCAUAGCAACUGGUUCCGUGCCUUUUGUUCCUCCAGGCAUUGAAGUCGAUGGAAAGACGGUGUUCACCAGCGAUCAUGCGCUGAAGCUGGAGUGGAUCCCAGACUGGAUUGCCAUUGUUGGAAGUGGUUACAUUGGUCUUGAGUUCAGCGAUGUCUAUACUGCCCUUGGAAGUGAGGUCACGUUUGUCGAGGCGCUUGAUGGGUUGAUGCCUGGUUUUGAUCCUGAGAUUGGCAAGCUUGCACAGAGGAUCUUGAUCAAUCCUCGUAAAAUUGAUUAUCACGUCGGAGUUUUAGCUAAAAAGAUUACUCCAGCGAAAGAUGGAAAGCCAGUUCAAAUCGAACUCGUUGACCCAAAAACCAAGGAGACAAAAGACAUUUUGGAGGUGGAUGCAGCCCUUAUUGCUACAGGACGUUCUCCAUUCACGAAAGGAUUGGGUCUCGAAAAGAUCAAUGUAAUUACACAGAGAGGGUUUGUACCGGUGGAUGAGCGGAUGCAAGUACUUGACUCUGAAGGCAAGCCUGUACCGCAUUUGUACUGCAUCGGUGAUGCAAAUGGCAAGAUGAUGCUUGCUCAUGCAGCAAGCGCCCAAGGCAUUUCUGUGAUUGAGCAGAUCGCUGGGCGGGACAACAUUUUGAACCAUAAUAGCGUACCAGCGGCUUGUUUCACGCACCCUGAGAUCAGCAUGGUCGGCUUGACUGAGCCACAAGCAAGAGCACUGGGAGAGAAAGAGGGUUUCAAAGUUAGUGUUGCCAAGACUAGCUUCAAAGCCAACACUAAGGCUCUCGCUGAGAAUGAAGGCGAUGGGCUGGCUAAGUUGAUCUAUCGACCUGACUCUGGCGAGAUUCUGGGUGUUCACAUUCUUGGCCUCCACGCCGCCGACCUCAUCCACGAAGCCUCCAACGCUAUUGCUAUGGGCAACACCAUCAAAGACAUCAAAUUUGCUGUGCAUGCCCAUCCGACCUUGUCUGAAGUGUUGGACGAGCUCUUCAAGUCAGCGAAGCUUGACGAGCAUCAUGCGGCAGUGGAAACCCCGAAUCAAGUAAAAUCAGUGGCUGCUUGAUGGCUCAGCCUGAGCAUCUCAGUCGAAGGAAGGUUCUGUCUCUUUAGUUGUUAUAUUUAUAUAUGUCAUGCAGCGUCAGAAAUGGCAUACGAUUGCUAGUGUCAGAUUGUAGGAGGUUAGCCUUGGUAUCAAUAUCCAUUGACGAGCUCAUUAGUUCGUCAAAGCUCAAACAAUGUGGAACAGGUAGGAGUUAAAAGCAUUUACUUAUUCGAAAUAUUUUUUGGAAUGGAGCUUGUCGUGUACUCUCAA